Orussus abietinus is the source of this 2402-nucleotide messenger RNA. It is a transcript of the gene Pgi, whose product is annotated as glucose-6-phosphate isomerase. NCBI's taxonomy places the organism in Eukaryota, Metazoa, Arthropoda, Insecta, Hymenoptera, Orussidae. The transcript is spliced from 11 exons. Gene Ontology annotation, biological process: glycolytic process; glucose 6-phosphate metabolic process; gluconeogenesis. The coding region runs from base 120 to 1793 and encodes 557 amino acids. Gene Ontology annotation, cellular component: cytosol. Gene Ontology annotation, molecular function: glucose-6-phosphate isomerase activity; carbohydrate derivative binding; monosaccharide binding. The record is from RefSeq and is a predicted model, not a curated record.
CGGCAUGUGACUUUCGUCAUGUGAGCGGGUGACCGGAUCGCGGAUCACUUAUUUGAACCUUGCAAGUGUUACGAACACUUACGAGUGCUCCGGCGAAUACAGAUUGAGAGUGAUCGGAGAUGGAAGUCAAGUCAAAAUUAAAUACCGUGCCAGCUUGGGUCGAACUCCAGACAUACUUUGACAAGAAUGGAGUACAAAUAAAUAUUAACGAACUGUUUCACCAAAAUCCAAACCGCUUCGAGAAAUUCAGUUUAACAUUGGAGACACCAAAUGAUGGAUCAAUCUUGCUCGAUUACUCUAAAAAUCGAAUUACCGAGGAAGCGUUAAACCUCUUAAUUAAAUUGGCAACUGCACGGCAAAUAGAACAGGCAAGAGAUGCAAUGUUUUCGGGACAGAAAAUUAAUUUUACUGAGAAUAGAGCCGUUUUACAUACAGCUUUACGUAACAGAAGUAAUAAACCUAUAUUGGUCGAUGGCAAAGAUGUUAUGCCGGAUAUCAAUGCUGUAUUGGAACAUAUGAAACAAUUUACCAAUCAGGUCAUAACGAAAGAGUGGAAAGGCUUUACCGGUAAGCCAAUUGAAGAUGUCGUCAAUAUUGGUAUUGGAGGCUCCGAUUUGGGACCCUUGAUGGUAACCGAAGCCUUGAAACCCUAUCAUAUUGGUCCAAGGGUUCAUUUUGUCAGCAAUAUAGAUGGAACUCACAUUGCAGAAACUUUGAAAAAACUAAAUCCAGAGACAGCUCUUUUCAUAAUAGCAUCAAAGACCUUUACCACUCAGGAGACUAUUACCAAUGCUACAUCAGCCAAACUAUGGCUUUUGGAACAUUUAAAAAGCGAAGCUGCAGUUGCAUCACAUUUUGUAGCUUUAUCCACUAAUACACAGAAAGUCAAAGAGUUUGGUAUCGAUGAAAAAAAUAUGUUUGGAUUCUGGGACUGGGUAGGAGGUCGAUAUUCAUUAUGGUCUGCAAUUGGUCUGUCAAUAUCGUUAUCAAUUGGUUUUGACAAUUUCGAAAAGCUACUAAGUGGUGCUUAUUUUAUGGAUCAACAUUUUUGCAGUGCUCCUUUAGAAAAAAAUGCUCCAGUUAUUCUUGCAUUAUUAGGGGUCUGGUACCAUAACUUUUAUAAGGCUGAAACUCAUGCGUUAUUACCAUACGAUCAAUACUUACAUAGAUUUGCAGCUUAUUUCCAACAAGGUGACAUGGAGAGUAAUGGAAAAUAUGUUACUCGUUCUGGUGAAACUGUAAAUUACUCAACUGGCCCGAUUGUGUGGGGAGAGCCUGGAACUAAUGGUCAGCAUGCAUUCUAUCAAUUAAUUCAUCAAGGCACAAGACUAAUUCCAGCAGAUUUCAUUGCUCCUGUCUUGUCACACAAUAAAGUUCAAGGAACAUUACAUCAUAAGAUUCUUCUUGCAAAUUUUUUGGCUCAAACUGAAGCUUUGAUGAAGGGAAAAAAUCAAGAGCAAGCCAAAGAUGAACUACAAAAAUCAGGAUUAAGCCCUGAGCAAGUAAAUGCAUUGUUACCUCAUAAGGUAUUUGAAGGAAAUCGACCCACAAACAGUAUUAUUGUUAAAGCUGUUACUCCAUUUACUCUCGGAGCAUUGAUCGCUAUGUAUGAACAUAAAAUCUUUGUGCAAGGAAUAAUCUGGGACAUUAAUUCGUUCGAUCAAUGGGGCGUGGAAUUAGGCAAGCAAUUGGCCAAAGCCAUUGAACCUGAAUUGAACAACAAUGAUGUUAUCACCAGUCAUGAUUCUUCUACAAAUGGAUUAAUCGCGUUUAUUAAAGCUAAUAGUUCAUAAGUAUAUUUUUCAUUCAUUAGCAAUGAUUUUGGAAAAGAGCUAUCAACGAAGAUAUUACCAUUGUUGUAUCAUGACCGAUCCGUUACAUCCCUGGCCCCUUCCACAAAUGGCCUAGUCUCUUUUAUGAAAACUCGAACUUGCAUGUGCCCUGCAAAGUUUUGUGACUCCAUGGAACCAGAACCAAAUUUAUUUUGACCUGUCCUGUCACCCUGUGUACUCGUAAAGUGACCUAAUUGUCAUACUAUAUUUUAUGUACUAUAUAUAAAUGUAGACAUUCGUAUAUUAUUUACAUAUAAUUAGUGAGUAUUAAAUUAUAUCCGUGUCUAUUUUGUCUAUGUAAACGUUUACAAAGUGUUGUCAUAGUAACAGUAAUUUUAAAAAAUGAAGCUCGAACAAAUUUGUUCUUAGAUAUUUACUUAAAUUUAAUGAUUAAGUGUGAUAAUUUUUGCUUUACCUAUUUGUUCGGUGUAUUCAGUUUAUACAUGACUUUUUAUAUGUUUCUUGAGUAUGUUAUCCAUUUUGUAAGUCUUUUCAAACUGAAUAUUUAUAUUAAACCAUUUAAUGUAUAAAUGGAUCCUAUAGUGAUGAUAAAAAAUCAUGAAAUCAUUA